UGAAACCUAUGGCGAGGUGCGAUAUCCUCCCUGCGAGGAACGGAGCGAGGAGCUGGAGAGGAUCCAUCGGGAGUUCAACAUGUAUCCAUCUCGGAAUAUUGGGAAUUAUCCAUCCCGUAUCCCCUAUAAGAGCAAGAAGCGACUGUUAACGGAGGGUACGGGACGGGAAGUCCUCGAAGGUGAGCCAGCCAACCAUCCCCACACAACGCACGCUGACCGGAUAGUGUUCCAUUACACGUUCCAGGUACCCGGGAAAGACAAAACGUGGGUAGUGAUAUGGGACUACAACAUCGGGCUCGUCCGAACGACGCACAUCUUCAGGGCCUGCGAUAAGCCUAAGGUGCAUGGCAUCCCAUCUUAUAGUCCACCAAAGCUAACGGGUAUAGACCGAGCCCGCGAAGGCGAUGAGACAAAACCUGGACCUAGCACGGAUCAGCUAUAGCAUCACGGGCGGCAACCUUCUCGGACAAGGAUACUGGGUGCCAUGGGAGGCCGCCAGAGAGCUCGCUGCGACCUUCUGCUGGAAGAUCCGCCACGCCCUCACCCCGGUCUUCGGUACCGACUUCCCCUCAAUUUGCAUCCCUAAGGGCCACAAAGACUUCGGUAACUAUCGCAUACCUAAGAAGGCCGUCGAGCGUGCCACGUUUCUAUCCCGGACCUUCCGCAGCAUGGAGCUGGGCUCGCAAGACAGACCGCAGUACCUUCCAACCCCAGCCCCCAGCUCCAGUCCUAGAGAUGAGGAAAGUUCCAACUCGAACGGCUUCACCGCGAUCAACACCGCCAGAAGGCGCAGCACGGAUGCCACGAGUCGCAUCACUGCCUCGCCCUCCCUGACCGACGAUAUCGACACCGGUAUGGCGACUCCGUGGACGAUGAUCGAUGACCUCGAGGCUGCCCCUGAAGAAGAUUCCGAUAGCGACGUCUAUGUCGACAUAUCGGAAGAUGACUGCUCCUCUAACGGCACGAUCGAUCCGCAUUCCCCACGGCAGAAGCUGAAGCAGAGGGGUGAAGAUCCCUCGGCGCUGUUUGAGGAACGCAGUGGGGCAGCCCGAGCGUUGCUCACGGCCAUGGAGCAUUUGCUGUUGCGCAGGGCUCCAGUGUUUAAGGCGCCAGUGACUGUUGAGGAUGUGGACGCGGCGGAUAUGUUGAUCACGAUGAGCCGGGGCCCGCGAGAAGCCGUUGAUCAUGGACGUGUGAGCGACGGCGGAUCGGAGGCUGGGGAUGAGAUGGAGGUGAAUUGAUCUAUCUGAGUAUCCUCCCCAUCUGGGUCUUUUCUAUCCCGCGAUUCACGUGUUCUCUCUUCCACCAUUACAUCCAUUACUUACCUUUUUCUCUCUUCCCUUUUAUUUCGGGUCUGCAAUUCUUGGUCGUUCUUGGUCAUUCUUGUGUUCAUUCUUGUUUUUGUUGCCCCCUUCCCCACCCUCAAUACACAAAAGCAUAUCAAGCAUCCAAAAAAAAAAAAAAAUACAGCAUGUCACCCGGCGUCUUGGUGGA
Aspergillus heteromorphus CBS 117.55 is the source of this 1494-nucleotide messenger RNA. RefSeq names its product putative APSES transcription factor Xbp1. Bases 405 to 1241 code for a protein of 278 amino acids. Lineage: Eukaryota; Fungi; Ascomycota; Eurotiomycetes; Eurotiales; Aspergillaceae. The record is from RefSeq and is a predicted model, not a curated record. Gene Ontology annotation, molecular function: DNA binding. The transcript is spliced from 3 exons.